AUGGAAGCAAGGCCAUUUGGGACCAAGUCAACAAGAGGCUCUGACAAAUCAUUCAACACGUCAACCUCACAGCAUAUUGAUGCCAACAUCCUCAACACCCACUUUACUUCCAUGUCAACCGACCCGUCCAACAAAACUCCACCAACAAAAGCAACAACAAUCGAUAGUCGUCAACAUCAACAAUUUACCCCAUACUCCGUCCUGCCCAUGCUAACGAAAGCCUGUCCACCCAGUACAGGUCUGGACAGUCUACCAGCAUGCUCACAUGGUCUCAGAGGCAUCAAAUUAUUCGACAUCACUGAAUCACUCAUAAUCUCACGCAUCAAAUAUGCAGCUUCCACCUGGUCUGCUUUUGCUACACAACAACAACUUCGGCAACUACAAUCUCUUAUCAAAAAACUAAUCCGCUUCAACUAUCUACCUGCAUCAUAUCCUACCGUCACUCAGAUAUUCAACCCACUCAAUUCAAGAAACGCAAACAUAACCAUCAAGUCGCCACCCAUUCUAAAUAGCAGGAAAAGACUUUAA
Molecule: messenger RNA, 528 nt
Organism: Helobdella robusta
Lineage: Eukaryota; Metazoa; Annelida; Clitellata; Rhynchobdellida; Glossiphoniidae
Exons: 3
Coding region: 1-528 (175 amino acids)
Source: RefSeq, a predicted model, not a curated record